Chiloscyllium plagiosum (whitespotted bambooshark) is the source of this 2532-nucleotide messenger RNA. It is a transcript of the gene bud23, whose product is annotated as BUD23 rRNA methyltransferase and ribosome maturation factor. Gene Ontology annotation, molecular function: rRNA (guanine) methyltransferase activity. Lineage: Eukaryota; Metazoa; Chordata; Chondrichthyes; Orectolobiformes; Hemiscylliidae. Gene Ontology annotation, cellular component: nucleolus. The record is from RefSeq and is a predicted model, not a curated record. Gene Ontology annotation, biological process: rRNA (guanine-N7)-methylation.
UGAUGACGCUAUUUGAAGAUGGCGGCUCGCACGGGGAGGCCUGAGCACCUGGCUCCGCCUGAAGUGUUUUACAGUGAAGAUGAAGCAAGAAAAUACACACAAAACUCACGUAUGAUUGAAAUCCAGACCCAGAUGUCCGAAAGGGCUGUUGAGCUACUCCAUUUACCUGAAGAUCAGCCAUGCUUCCUGUUAGAUGUUGGGUGUGGGUCAGGACUGAGUGGGGAUUACCUCUCUGAAGAAGGACAUCACUGGGUUGGUGUGGACAUCAGUCCAGCCAUGCUUGAUGUUGCAUUGGAGAGAGAGGUGGAAGGUGAUCUCAUUCUGGGUGAUCUGGGUGCUGGCAUUCCAUUCCGGCCUGGCAUGUUUGAUGGUUGCAUCAGUAUUUCUGCCCUGCAGUGGCUUUGUAAUGCCGAUAAGAAGAAUCACAGCCCCCCAAAGCGACUGUACAAGUUCUUCAGCUCCCUGUAUGCCAGUCUGGUACGAGGCGCACGAGCUGUGUUUCAGCUCUAUCCUGAAAACUCCGAGCAAUUGGAGUUGAUCACAGCACAGGCCAUGAAGGCUGGUUUCACAGGUGGGAUGGUCGUGGAUUACCCCAACAGCAGCAAGGCAAAAAAAUUCUUCUUGUGUUUAUUUGCUGGAGUCUCUGGAAAGCUGCCAAUGGGGCUCGGAGCAGAGCAGGGAGAGGAGACGACGAGCCAGGUUCAGUUCACUAAUGCCAGGUUGAGGUUUAAAAACCUGAAGGGAAAGCCUGUAAAAAGAAGCAGAGAGUGGAUUCUGGAGAAGAAGGAGCGUCGGAGGCGUCAGGGCAGGACAGUUCGAGUUGACACAAGGUAUACUGGCAGAAAGAGGAAGCCCCGUUUCUAAGGGUGGGAAUGGCAGGGGUGUUUUGUUCUCAGCUUGGAGAACUUCAUUUGGUCAAUUCUGUGGCGCCUCUUGAUCCUGGAACCCUCAAUGUUGAACUCACAACUGCCGAUGGACUAUCUUUGAAUGAUCACCAUACCAAACCCACUACUGGUACGGAGCUCUCCGUUUACAACAACCUUCAUGGGUUUGCUGAACAGUAAAGAUUUGAAUCACAGGAGGAAGCAAUUCUGUUCAUUCUCAACUUCCUUCUCAAUAUCCAGAAUUCUGCAAGCCCAUGUUGUCUCAUUUUUGACUGCUGUCAUGUGCGUUUCUUGAAUGAUGUCCUAAUACAAAAGAAAGGGUCAGUGCCUUUGAAUCUAGUUGUUCUUAAAUGAGCUUGGCUGCUUGAGUUAAAGACAGCAGAUGAGCUACCAUUAUUCCUUAAAAAGGAUAUUUAUACAGUGACUGCAUUGAAAAGUUCAACCAGGAAGGUGAACAACUUAAUCUGAUGAUUGUGAUUUAUCUACUGAUGAAAUUUUGACAUUAUUUUACUUGUGUACUGAAAAAAAUAUAGCCCUUGAUCAGCUAGAUUUUCUUCAAUUCUGGUCAUGUCUUUCUGUUCACUUGCUCAAGAGUCCAUUCCUGCUUAAGCUGUGGAGUGCUGAGUGUUAUGUGAGAUGUGUAGUAACAAAUGAUAUGAACUAAAGCCAUGGUCCAGAUUUUGUGAAUUAAUGGUAAAGAACCCAAGAAAUAGGACUUGGUCAUUUAGUGUUCCAAAUGGGCUCUGCCAUUCAACAAGAUUGUAGUUCAUCUACCUCAACUCUACCUUCCUCAAUUCCUUUGCGUUCAAAAAUCAACUGGUGUGCGAGUAUCCGCAACCCUCUGCAAUUGAGGAUUCCCACAAUUCACUAUUCUGAGGAUUCUUUUCUGCAUAUUGAUCCUAACUAUCUGACCGUUAUUGUGAAACUCUGAAACCUAGUUUCAUGACAUCAACCCUGCUGAAUUGUUUUGUUUCAGUGAGAUCGCUUUUCUCAUUCUAUCGAACACAGGUGAUUACACUAAACUAGUGUCCCUCUCGUAAGACAAUUCCCAUUCUAAGAAUCUGCCCAGUGAAGCUUUCUUGUGCUCCUUCUCAGGCAGAUAUUUGCUACCCGAGCCAAGGAGACCCCAAAACUAUACCAAGUACUCCAAUCAUAUUCUAACCAGGGACCUACAAAAUUGCAGCAAGACCUCUUUACUCACAUUCCCAAUAGGAGGCUAGCAUAUGAUUUUUCAAAUUGCUUGCUGUGUUUAUUUGGUGAUUCAUGUACAAGGACAUCUAGUUGUCACUAAAUACAAAUGUUUUCCAAUCUUUGGCCACUGGAAAAAAGUCUAUCAAAAAAAGACAACUUUACCUUGUAUUUCAUUUGUGUUCUUGCCCACUCACAGCCUCCUCGUGGCUUACUUUCUCAUCUCGCUUUAUAUUAUAAACAAAUAAUUACAUUUCUCUGUCCCUUUGUCACUGAUACAGGUUAAAUAGCUGAGCCCAAGCAUUAAUCCUUACUGGACAUCACUUGUCACAUCUAAAACUGACCUAUUUGUUCUCUACAAGAUAAUCCUUAAUCCAUGCUAACAUCAUUCACAGUCCCAUGAGGUCUUUGUUUUUUUUUUGUUAACAGCCAUUGUAGUCCAGUAACUAACUUUCAAAAA